AUGUUCCUCGGCUACACAGAAAAUGUCAAAGGUUAUCGUGUGUUUGACUCGGAAUUUGCCGAGGUAAAAGUUACGCGUUCAACGAAGUUGGAGGAUCGUGAAGUGGGCGGCAUCGACGACACUCGAGUGCUAAAUCCGGAAGCGGUCGUUGACGUGACGAAGGACAGUGAUGAAAUACAGAUUCAGCAUCAGGAAGAUAAACAGCCAGAUCUGGACGAACCCAUGGAAGGUGUUGAAGAUCCGGUCGCAGACGUGGAGAUGGACGAUGUGGAUUCUACGUUAAGCGUCAGUGCACAGCAGCUGAUGCCUCCCGAUCGCCAUGUUGAAGACACAAUGCAACUAGCAUAG
Molecule: messenger RNA, 348 nt
Organism: Peronospora matthiolae
Lineage: Eukaryota; Oomycota; Peronosporomycetes; Peronosporales; Peronosporaceae
Source: the annotation of a GenBank genome assembly